Messenger RNA from Prunus dulcis (almond), 1357 nucleotides. RefSeq names its product carbonyl reductase [NADPH] 2. Bases 358 to 1161 code for a protein of 267 amino acids. The transcript is spliced from 4 exons. NCBI's taxonomy places the organism in Eukaryota, Viridiplantae, Streptophyta, Magnoliopsida, Rosales, Rosaceae. The record is from RefSeq and is a predicted model, not a curated record.
GGACAAGCUGUUAUAUUUUGGCUCGACAGCUGAUGUGAUCUCCACGUGUUUCUUUCUUUCUUGCGGUGAAAUCAUGAAAUGCGUGCAGACGCCUAAUGAGUCAUUUCAAUUUGAUAUUUGGCAAGCUCUGCGUGUGUAAUCUCUAUCUCUGCAUCUCAAUUGCCAAAUGAAAGAAAGCUAUAUUUAAUCUUUAGUCAGCGAGAAGAGACUGACUCGUUCACUUUUUUCACGAACAAGACGCAGAACAGACUUCCCCUUUUCUUAUUCAUUACACACCACCAACCCUUUUUAAUUCAUUUCUUGAUUUAGUUUUUACACUAUAUAAGUGUAUCACUCAAGUCCUUGUUCAAUUAGAAAAUGGGGACUUCUCCUGGGAAGAAAGUUUUGCUCACCUCCAAUGGGGAUGCCAUUUCACACAAUAUUGCCUUCUCUUUGGCCCAGCGGGGAUGCAGGCUGGUCUUGAUGGGAAAGGAGAGCUGUCUGCGGAGCAUUCAACAGAAAAUAAAGGGCUCAUUGGAGGGUGUCGUGCCAGUUGAGGUGGUUGAUGUAGACAUGGAGGACAAGAGAGAAGGAGCUUUUGAUGAGGCAGUGGAUAAGGCAUGCCACAUUUUGGGCAAUUUGGAUGCCUUUGUGCAUUGCUAUACUUAUGAAGGGAAAAUGCAGGAGCAUCUAGAAUUAGCUGAAGAUGAGUUUAAAAAGAUAAUGAAGAGAAACUUUAUGUCUGCAUGGUUUCUGUUAAAUGCUGUUGGCAGAAGAAUGCGAGAUUAUAAGUCAGGAGGUUCCAUCAUAUUUUUGACCUCGAUAAUUGGAGCUGAAAGAGGGAUUUAUCCAGGAGCUGCUGCCAACAGUGCAUGCUCGGCAGCCGUGCAGCAGUUAGCUAGGACAUCGGCUUUGGAGAUUGGUAGAUACCAGAUUAGGGUCAAUGCAAUUGCCCGUGGUUUGCACCUAGAAGAUGAAUAUCCAAUGUUUGUGGGUAUGGAGAGAGCAAAAAAGUUGGUGAAGGAGGCAGCUCCAUUGCAGAGAUGGCUUGAUGUUAAAAACGAUCUAGCUUCAACUGUCAUAUAUUUAAUCAGUGAUGGGUCAAAGUACAUGACAGGCACAACCAUAUUUGUUGAUGGGGGGCAGUCUUUGACGAGACCUCGGAUGCGCUCUUAUAUGUGAUUCUUCUUGCUAUUAUAUUUUGACCGGCCAUUAGUUGAUUAGGUCUGCACAUUUCAGAUAAACUUUCAUUGUCAAAUUCUCUUCCUUAUGAAUCACAAAAAUUGAAUCAGUUCCCUUACAAAAAGAUGGGCAUAACUUCCUGCAUGAAAUGAUAUUUUCAUGAUCUGUUGGUUUGAUAGAAUAUAUGCGUUGAGAA